AUGUUUCAAUCCCGCCUCAGACCCCUCCCCCGCGCCAAUCCCACCACGACAGUUCAAAGACCGGACUUCGGAGAUAACAAUGAAGAAAUCGACGACGAAUCUCAAGAAGAUAUUUUCAGCAGCUACCUAGCCCACCUCCUUCCAGAUGAUGCGCCUUCCUUCCACGGCGAUCCAGGUCAACACCUCCUCUACAGCUCUCCCCGCUAUGGAGAGCUAGAUAUUAUGGUCCCGAGCUAUCCAGGCGAAAGCCAAAAUCGUUCUGAUGAAAUCGCUGCCGGACAAACCAGCAAGGUCGACGAGGGCCGCAAACUGUUUGCCCAUUUCCUUUGGAGUGCAGCCAUGGUUGUUGCGGAUGAAAUCGAGUUAGCCGACGAGGCUGAUUCGAAGAAUACUUGGGCUGUUGAGGGCGAGACUGUGCUGGAGCUAGGUGCUGGUGCCGGCCUCCCAUCUAUAAUUUCCGCGCUGUCCAAAGCCUCCGCGGUCACGAUCACAGACCAUCCAUCUUCACCAGCCCUCAGUGGCGCAAUAAAAUUCAAUAUCAGCUACAAUCUUUCGAAGAGAACCCCACCACUCGAUCAAAAUGUCUCUAUACAGCCACACGAGUGGGGAGUCUUGGACGAUGAAUUCUCAAUCCAGAAGAAAGGCUCUUUUACACGGAUCAUUGCAGCCGAUUGUUUCUGGAUGCAAGACCAACAUCAGAACCUUGCUCGGACGAUGCAGUGGUUCCUUGCGCCUGGUGGACGGGUGUUCGUCGUUGCCGGCUUUCACACUGGCAGGCCGAUUGUGGCCGGGUUUAUUGAGACGGUGCUUGAGAAUGGCUUUGUCAUCGAAUCAAUUUAUGAGAGGGAUGCAGUAGAGAGAGCUGAAGAUGGAUCGGAGAUCAGGAGGGAGUGGAUGCCGGUGAGGGAGGGAGAGGUUGAUAGGAGCAGGUGGUGUGUUGUUGCUAUUUUGAAGAGGGAGUGA
Molecule: messenger RNA, 963 nt
Organism: Penicillium nucicola
Lineage: Eukaryota; Fungi; Ascomycota; Eurotiomycetes; Eurotiales; Aspergillaceae
Product: putative nicotinamide N-methyltransferase
Exons: 2
Coding region: 1-963 (320 amino acids)
Biological process (GO): peptidyl-lysine dimethylation
Molecular function (GO): protein-lysine N-methyltransferase activity
Source: RefSeq, a predicted model, not a curated record